Messenger RNA from Acanthamoeba castellanii str. Neff, 204 nucleotides. RefSeq lists its product as uncharacterized. The transcript has 3 exons. Bases 1 to 204 code for a protein of 67 amino acids. NCBI's taxonomy places the organism in Eukaryota, Discosea, Longamoebia, Acanthamoebidae. The record is from RefSeq and is a predicted model, not a curated record.
AUGGUUCGUCCGCCUGCUCUCCGCGACGUCGAGAAGCCGAAGAAGAUGAGGAAGUCCCUCGACACGCUGGGCAUUCCCCAGGAGCAGCUCCUUCAGGAACAGAUGGCCCUCUUUGCCAAGGCCCGCAAUGCGUUGAACUCCUCCAAGGGUGGUGAGGCCGCGCCCUCUCCUUCACUCGACGUUGGUCAGCCGACAGACCAGUAA